Molecule: messenger RNA, 1767 nt
Organism: Lactuca saligna
Lineage: Eukaryota; Viridiplantae; Streptophyta; Magnoliopsida; Asterales; Asteraceae
Source: the annotation of a GenBank genome assembly
GAUUAAUGAAACAUAAGGGAUGCUAUGUGUAAAUAUCUUCAGUUCAAAAGGAGGGAAAAGAACGAGAAAAGAAACCCUUAAACCCUAAAAAAAUCAAACCAGUUAAUCUCCCUCUCAAAAGAGGGGAAAAAGGAACUUGGUUAGGGUUUAUGUUAAACCCUUAGGAAACAGUAUAGCUCCGCGUGUUUGUGGGGUGAUAAGAUUUUUUUUUGUUAUUUGUUUAUUCAGAUAUACCAGCAGUAUACGCAGAAUGGCGAGGCUGCUUCGAAACGUGUCGAUUCUGAAACGCUCCGUAUGUUAUUUUGAGGCUCCUAAGAUAUGUUUACUUGGAUCAUCAUCUCAGACAAGCAGUUUCUCUACUAAAGGUAAAAAGAAAUCAAAAUCUGAUGGAAGUGAUUCAGGUGAAGAGGGUUCUAUCAUGUUUCUUGGUCAGUGUCCUUCUCCCAGACACGUUCCAGUAGUGUCUACAGGAUCUUUCGCAUUAGAUAUAGCAUUGGGAGUUGGUGGAUUUCCAAAGGGACGUGUGGUGGAGAUAUAUGGUCCAGAAGCUUCCGGAAAGACAACUCUUGCAUUACAUGUAAUUGCUGAAGCACAGAAACAAGGAGGUUAUUGUGUAUUUGUUGAUGCUGAACAUGCCCUUGAUCCAUCAUUAGCUGAAGCUAUUGGUGUAAACACUCGGGAUUUGUUAUUAUCACAGCCAGAUUGUGGUGAACAAGCUUUGAGUCUUGUAGAUACCAUUAUCAGAAGUGGUUCAGUUGAUGUUGUUGUGGUAGACAGUGUUGCUGCCCUUGUGCCUAAAAGUGAACUUGAUGGUGAAAUGGGUGAUGCACACAUGGCAAUGCAAGCUAGACUUAUGAGUCAGGCACUUCGUAAAUUAAGUCAUUCGUUAUCUACAUCACAAACUAUUUUAAUCUUCAUUAAUCAGGUAAGGUCAAAGCUAGCUACUUUUGGAUUUGGUGCACCCUCUGAAGUGACUUGUGGUGGAAAUGCUUUGAAGUUUUACGCUUCAAUUCGUCUAAAUAUCAGGAGAAUAGGACUUGUCAAGAAGGGCGAAGAGACAUUAGGAAGUCAAGUUCUGGUGAAGAUUAUGAAGAACAAGCUUGCACCACCUUAUAGAACUGCUCAAUUUGAGCUUGAAUUUGGGAAGGGUAUAUGUCGUGAGUCAGAGCUUAUAGAGUUAGGUAUAAAACACAAAUUUAUAUUGAAAGCUGGUGGGGCGUAUUACAGCAUGGGUGAAAUGAAGUUUUGUGGUAAAGAUGCCAUAAAACGUUACUUGGCCAACAAUUUACCUGUACGUGAAGAACUCGAGGCAAAACUUAGGGAAAAACUUGUUGAUGAACCCAAAAAGGAGACUACAGAUGCUGAAGAAGAAGUAGAUGAUGUUAUUGCACCGGAUUCAACCGAUGAAGAGGUGACCGCUGUGGAGGCAUGAAGUAAAAAUUACGGAUUUGACCUUGUAUUGUAAGUUGUUGUAGCGUGUUCUCUCUUAAUUUUCUUUGUCCAAGUGGGGAUAAAUGUGUCUUUUUACAAGUCUUUUCGGCAAAGGUGGCACUUGGGAGAACAUGCACAUGAACUGGCUUGUAAGUAUGGUAUUUUUGUAAUAUUGGUAUCAGGUCGUAUAUUAGAGGUUUGAUUUUGAAUGAAAAAUGAAAGCCUCUAUGUGUUGCCUCUUUUUUAUGGUUUAUUUUGGUGUUGAUGUUUAAAUUGAAGAAUUCAUUGUGCAUAAGAUUAAACUCGAGGAAACAAGGGUAAGUAGUUUUUGUUGGG